Chanos chanos (milkfish) is the source of this 943-nucleotide messenger RNA. RefSeq lists its product as uncharacterized. The coding region runs from base 2 to 943 and encodes 313 amino acids. NCBI's taxonomy places the organism in Eukaryota, Metazoa, Chordata, Actinopteri, Gonorynchiformes, Chanidae. Gene Ontology annotation, molecular function: sequence-specific DNA binding. The record is from RefSeq and is a predicted model, not a curated record. The transcript is spliced from 10 exons.
AAUGCCCUCUUGUUGUGCAUACAAUUGUAAGAAUCGUUCUGAUUCUGCGAAACCAGGCUUAUCUUUUCAUAGGUUUCCUUUUAAAGAUCCCAAAAGGCUGAAAGAGUGGGUCCGUCAGACAAAAUGGAAAAACUGGUCCCCUACCCUGGCAUCUGCUCUCUGCUCUGAACACUUUGAGGAGAAAUAUUUGGAGCGAGGGGGAAAUGUAACACGCCUAAAGCACACUGCUGUACCAACAAUAUUUAACUUUCCUAAACAUCUGCAGAAGUUUCCUGAGGAAAUAUUACCCAGUCCAGAGAGCAGUGUCUUAUAUGAGGAGUCAGAAGAGGAACGACCCCCGAUGAAGCCUGCUGAGGAGAUUGACUGGGGCAGGAUUUCAUUUCAUCCCAGUCUUUUCCAUGAUGAUUACUGCUUGCCAAAGAGCAUUCAGUGGGUAAAGGAGGAUGAACAAAAUGGAGGUGUGGGAAAGAUUGAAAAUCUACGUACACAAGGAUUACUUUUUAUUCCAAAGCGUUCAAUUAAGGUUAAAGGCCGGUGGCAGUGGUUGGGAGUUGAGGUGAAAGGCCCUCUCUCGUUGACCCACAGUGGAAACAAGUUUGUUUUAUCAGUCUUGGACUACUACUCAAGAUGGGUGGAGACUUACCCAAUGAAAACAUGCAACAGUGAAGAAAUUGCCCAAAACAUUCACGAUCUUGUUACCCGCUGUGGCUACCCUUACGGAUUCCUCUCCCGCGUCAGCCCCAGGUUCCUCAGAGAGAUCAAUAGUUCCUUGAGUAAGCUUGUGCAGUUGGAGAAUACCUCUUUUGUAAACUUCCAUCCUCAAGCCAUCUCCCUGGACCAAGUGACCAGCUCCCUAAUCGACAGGAUGGUGUUUAACUUGGCCAAAGAGCAUCCAGACAGUUGGGACUUGUGUCUUCCUGCAAGCAGCGGCCUCUCACCUUAA